AUGGAUAAACCGUUUAAAAAAAAAAAAGGAUUCGACCAUAAACUCGUCUUUCGAUUCAUUGGGGUCGACUUUGCUCAAAAAAUCUUGCAGUGGUCGCCAGACAAAUUGGUUAGAUUGCAAUUAUGGGACGUCGCUGGACAUGAGAAAUUUGGAAAUAUGACAAGAUUUUAUUAUCAAGAAGCCGUUGGGGCCCUUAUUGUGUACGACGUAACACGAUCUCAUACCUUUGAAGGAGUCAGUAAAUGGAAAUCUGACCUAGAUCAGAAAGUGACCUUACCGGAGUCCUGGGGUGGUGGACCUAUUCCAGUUGUAUUGCUGGCUAAUAAGUGUGACCUGAACCACGAAGGCCCUAAUACGAAAACUGAAACCGAUAUAUCACAAUAUUGUGAAGAGCAAGGUUUCACAAAAUGGUUUAAGACUUCGGCAGUAAAUAAUCAAAACAUUGGAGAAGCAGCACAAUUUUUGGUAUCAGAAAUUUUGAAAGUCGAACCACAACAUCAGAAGAAUGAUAGACGUGGAUAUUUAGUCAACAGAAAUGAUGACACCAUAAAAAUUAGAUCAGAAAAAGAUCCACCUAGUAGAUGCUGCUGA
This is a messenger RNA of Dentiscutata erythropus, 591 nucleotides long. Lineage: Eukaryota; Fungi; Glomeromycota; Glomeromycetes; Diversisporales; Gigasporaceae. The record is from the annotation of a GenBank genome assembly.